AUGAGAAUCGCAAGCGCUACCAUUCUCGAACAAGACUACCACCAUGGACUACGAUUGCGAGAGAAAGGAACGAAUGGCAUAUGUGCUGGGGUCUGCACAGCUCGUGAAGGCGGACCGUUCAAGUAUCCAAGUAAAUUUAUGGAGUAUGUGGAGAAUCUGAUUGGUGCUCGAGCGUCAUUUACUUCGGACGAACAGAUACGGUAUCUCGGCUGGGCGCUUCUUCUUCUAUGGAUGCUCUCCAUUACCUAUAUGACACGAGAAUUUUGGUUUCCGGCCUCUUUCGAUUCACGUCGUGUUGAUAAUCCGACGCCAUCAACGGAUGCGGCACGAAUGUCGACGGUGGAAAUGUAUCAGCACGGCUCGAAUAACCUUCCGCUGUACACUGUGGAAUUCGUCAAGGUGCCACUGAAGGCUCAUGUGAAGGAUGCCGAAUUGAACCGAUUAUUGAAAUUUAUUUUUUACUACGAUGCUUUACAAAAAUUAGUUGCUUUGUAG
Messenger RNA from Angiostrongylus costaricensis, 495 nucleotides. The record is from the annotation of a GenBank genome assembly. NCBI's taxonomy places the organism in Eukaryota, Metazoa, Nematoda, Chromadorea, Rhabditida, Metastrongylidae.